Spizellomyces punctatus DAOM BR117 is the source of this 1483-nucleotide messenger RNA. RefSeq lists its product as uncharacterized. The transcript has 2 exons. NCBI's taxonomy places the organism in Eukaryota, Fungi, Chytridiomycota, Chytridiomycetes, Spizellomycetales, Spizellomycetaceae. The coding region runs from base 9 to 1175 and encodes 388 amino acids. The record is from RefSeq and is a predicted model, not a curated record.
AGUUGACAAUGGGCAUCCCCCUCUCUUUUGACCGCACCUUUUUCAACCCCACAAAUCUCGCACUCCACAUCUGGACAAACACCCAACUCACCCUCCUAGACACACUCUCGCACAACACCCUCAACAAAGCCCUCAAUGGCCCACCCAAGAUUGCCAUCCACGUCCCCGAAUCCGGGAUACUCUACACAGCCCGCUUUGAAAACGCUGAAAUCAUUUCUGCUGUAUUCCCCGGUAUUAUUGAUACGAUCCUCCCCAUCCCCGCCCGCAAGGAACUGAAUAGCCAUGUCGUACGACUCCUCUUGGCGGCAUUUUGGGAGGUCAAGAUGAAUGGAUUGGGCUCUUGUUUAUCGGGUUUUGAGAAUACGAGGUGGGUGGGUGCCUUUUUGGGUGAGUGUUUUGUGGACGAGUGUUUUGUUGAGGUGGUGUGGGAGGAGGUUGUUGUUACUCCUGGGUUGGAGAAGGAGGUUUUGGAGUUGAUUUUUAGGGCUUUUGGCAAUAAACGCUUUGCAUCCCUUUUUCGCUCCUACCCACCCAAACCAACGACUCCACACCUCAACCUCCUCCAAUUCCACAAACACGGCCUGUCAGCCCUCAACCCCUCCUCCCCCUUUUACCUCCCCGCCCUCGAAACCCACGCAUUAACAUGGGAAGCCCUAUCAACCACACACACCCAAUACAUUUCAACCGCCCUCCGAACAUACUGUACCCUCUUAUCUCAAAUCGCCAUCCGAUUGGACACAACGCACGACCACCGACAUUACUAUACACUUAAAUUGAAUUUCGCAGUCCUGAAUUCCCGCGUGGAACCACGGAACGGUCGUGAACUUUUGGAAUCCAUCUUGAAUGCCUCUCCACCUCCUUGUUCCGAUAUCCGUCUCGCGGCAUUAUAUAACCUCUCCAUGAUGUCUCCUAAACAUUUACGUCGUCUUGAUGGGUUUGUACCUGUUUCGGCUGUGACGCCUUGGACGGAUUUAGGGUUAUUGGCUUUACCUACUGAUGUGUUUACACCUUGUUGUGCUGGGUGUGGGAGUGCUGAAUUUGUGAGACGGUUCCAAAAAUGUGGGGGGUGUAAAGGUGUCAAGUAUUGUUCACGGGAAUGUCAGGUUGGGCAUUGGGGUGUGCAUAAAGUGGAGUGUAGGCGGAGACUUUCGUCGUUUUAUGGGUUGGAUGAUUAGUGAGUGUGUGGAAAUAAUUGUGGAGUAUAGAUAUUGGAACUGGUGGUUUUGGCAAGCUUGUCACGCACAUGCACUGACUGUUUUGUGUGCAGCUCGGGUUUUAUUAAGGGAUUUUUUUAAGGCCAAAUUGAGGUGGUGCUUUGUAAAAGGAUGCAUACUGCGUCCAUGUGUGUGCGUAAGGUGACGUUAACGGACCUUUAUUAAGCAUUUUGGAAACUUGUUGCAAAUAACCCUUUUUAUAAUAUUGCCUUUUGUUUAUAUGUAACGUAAACCAAAAAUAUAAUAUAUAAGCUCUACUGUUAUUCUCA